AUUCCAUUUCUAAAAGAAAAUAUUCCAUUAAACAUUAGUAGUAACAACAUUGCUUAAUAUGACACGGAUACAAAAACAGAGCAUGAAAACAGGGCAAAAUAAACAGAUCUUUCUUUGUUGUCACUUGUUUUGACGAGAACAGAGCAAAUGCAUACAUAGGAACACAAAGUUAAGAUUUCUCAUUAAAGAGAUUCAUUCAUGAGGAGACUGGAUUCUGGAGCGUGGUCAUUCUCUUAGACAAAAAGCCAUGGGAGUGCUCAACGCUAAGCGAGAUGACGUGCAAGGAAGGAUAAAUAGAGAAGAGUUUACUGGGCAUCGUAGAAGGCUUGCUCAAGUUCAGGUAUGGCUUACACGUAUCCAAACCAUCGAAAACCAAUUCAAUGAUUUGCUUAGCACUUGUAACGCUGAGAUACAAAGGUUGUGUCUCUGUGGAUUUUGCUCUAAAAAUGUGAAAAUGAGCUAUCUUUAUGGGAAAAGGGUUAUUGUCUUAUUGAGGGAGGUUGAGGGUCUUAGUUCUCAAGGAGUAUUUGAUAUAGUGACUGAGGCAGCUCCUAUAGCUGAGGUUGAAGAGUUGCCUAUUCAAUCCACAAUUGUUGGUCAGGAUUCGAUGCUCGACAAGGUAUGGAACUGUCUAAUGGAAGAUAAAGUUUGGAUUGUGGGUCUGUAUGGUAUGGGUGGAGUAGGCAAAACCACCCUUCUCACGCAGAUCAACAAUAAGUUUUCUAAACUAGGUGGUGGAUUUGAUGUCGUGAUAUGGGUCGUGGUGUCUAAAAACGCAACAGUACAUAAGAUUCAAAAAAGCAUCGGGGAAAAACUAGGCCUUGUUGGGAAGAAUUGGGACGAGAAAAACAAAAACCAGAGAGCCCUUGACAUCCACAACGUUCUUAGGAGGAAGAAAUUUGUGUUGUUGUUGGAUGAUAUAUGGGAGAAAGUGGAGUUAAAGGUGAUUGGAGUCCCGUAUCCGAGUGGAGAAAACGGAUGCAAAGUAGCAUUCACCACUCAUUCUAAGGAAGUUUGUGGACGCAUGGGGGUAGAUAACCCGAUGGAAAUCAGUUGUCUGGACACUGGAAACGCUUGGGAUUUGUUGAAAAAGAAAGUGGGGGAAAACACAUUAGGAAGCCACCCAGACAUUCCCCAGCUAGCACGCAAAGUUUCGGAAAAAUGUUGUGGUCUACCACUAGCACUGAAUGUCAUUGGUGAGACCAUGUCAUUCAAGAGGACAAUACAAGAAUGGCGUCAUGCAACUGAGGUUUUGACUUCUGCUACAGAUUUUUCUGGCAUGGAAGAUGAAAUUCUUCCAAUUUUAAAAUAUAGCUAUGAUAGCUUGAAUGGGGAGGAUGCGAAGUCGUGUUUCCUAUAUUGCUCUCUAUUUCCUGAAGAUUUUGAAAUCAGAAAAGAGAUGCUUAUUGAAUACUGGAUUUGUGAGGGAUUCAUAAAAGAAAAGCAAGGUAGAGAAAAAGCAUUCAACCAAGGUUAUGAUAUACUCGGUACUCUUGUCCGUUCAUCUUUAUUGUUGGAGGGAGCAAAGGAUAAAGAUGUCGUGAGUAUGCAUGAUAUGGUUCGUGAGAUGGCUCUGUGGAUAUUUUCUGAUCUUGGAAAGCAUAAAGAGAGAUGUAUUGUGCAAGCCGGCAUUGGAUUAGAUGAACUACCUGAAGUCGAGAACUGGAGAGCUGUGAAAAGGAUGUCGCUAAUGAAUAACAAUUUUGAAAAGAUACUUGGCAGUCCCGAAUGCGUUGAACUUAUAACUCUGUUCCUUCAGAAUAACUACAAGUUGGUAGACAUCUCAAUGGAAUUCUUUCGGUGUAUGCCUAGUCUAGCUGUUUUGGAUCUAUCAGAAAAUCACAGUCUUAGUGAACUGCCAGAAGAAAUAUCAGAGUUGGUGUCCUUGCAGUAUCUUGAUUUGUCCGGGACAUAUAUAGAGCGACUACCUCAUGGUUUACACGAGUUGAGAAAGCUAGUACAUUUGAAACUGGAAAGGACGAGGAGACUUGAGAGCAUUUCAGGGAUAUCAUAUUUGUCAAGUUUGAGAACAUUGAGACUAAGAGAUUCAAAAACGACACUAGAUACGGGGCUUAUGAAAGAACUACAGCUCUUAGAACAUUUAGAACUCAUAACCACAGAUAUCUCGUCAGGUUUGGUUGGGGAAUUGUUCUGUUAUCCCAGAGUUGGGAGAUGUAUUCAACACAUUUAUAUUAGGGACCAUUGGGAGCGUCCGGAGGAAUCCGUAGGAGUAUUAGUUUUGCCAGCUAUACAUAAUCUGUGUUACAUCUCCAUAUGGAACUGUUGGAUGUGGGAGAUAAUGAUAGAGAAGACACCAUGGAAAAAAAAUCUAACAAAUCCCAACUUCUCAAACCUCUCUAAUGUGCGAAUAGAAGGGUGUGAUGGUUUAAAGGAUUUGACGUGGCUGCUGUUUGCUCCAAACCUGAUCAAUCUUCGCGUUUGGGGGUGUAAGCAUCUGGAGGAUAUAAUAAGCAAAGAGAAAGCUGCAAGUGUUUUAGAAAAGGAGAUUCUUCCUUUCCAGAAACUAGAAUGCCUGAACUUGUAUCAGUUGUCUGAGCUGAAGAGCAUCUACUGGAAUGCUCUGCCUUUUCAGCGUUUGAGAUGUCUUGACAUACUAAACAAUUGUCCGAAGCUGAGAAAGCUUCCGCUGGAUUCUAAAAGUGUUGUCAAAGUUGAAGAAUUUGUCAUAAAAUACAAGGAGAAAAAAUGGAUAGAAAGAGUUGAAUGGGAGGACGAAGCGACACAAUACCGUUUCUUACCUACUUGUAGGCUGCGUUGAGGAGCCCCAUGACCCAAAAAAUGGGAAAAUGGUUCUUGUGAUGUGAAGGAAUAUUAUGAGUCUCAGUUCUCUUAAGUAGAGUUUGAUGUGGUGGUUGAGACAGCUCCGUCUACUGAGGUAGAUGACAUCUUGAGGUGGAUUAUCAUCAAGAGUUUCUUCUUCUUUACGCUUAGGGCUCGUAGCGGAGGAAUCGAAUCCUUAGCUAAUCUCCGACAACUUUUCCUGUAAUAUAUAAUAACACAAGUUGUAAUUAAGAAUAAUCAAAUCAAUGAAUUCAAUAAAUAAAAGCCUAGAUGACAGAAAUA
Molecule: messenger RNA, 3084 nt
Organism: Arabidopsis thaliana (thale cress)
Lineage: Eukaryota; Viridiplantae; Streptophyta; Magnoliopsida; Brassicales; Brassicaceae
Gene: RFL1
Product: RPS5-like 1
Exons: 2
Coding region: 248-2779 (843 amino acids)
Molecular function (GO): ADP binding
Source: RefSeq, marked reviewed